Anoplophora glabripennis (Asian longhorned beetle) is the source of this 6873-nucleotide messenger RNA. RefSeq lists its product as uncharacterized. The record is from RefSeq and is a predicted model, not a curated record. Gene Ontology annotation, molecular function: protein binding; GTPase activator activity. Bases 1 to 4698 code for a protein of 1565 amino acids. Lineage: Eukaryota; Metazoa; Arthropoda; Insecta; Coleoptera; Cerambycidae. The transcript is spliced from 15 exons. Gene Ontology annotation, cellular component: cytoplasm. Gene Ontology annotation, biological process: activation of GTPase activity; regulation of small GTPase mediated signal transduction.
AUGGCGCAGAUGCCUUCCCCGCGCCUACGUCAUUACAGGACCAUGACCGCUAUUUGCUUCGUCUGCAACCUUCCCAUCCUGUCGCAUCAGGUCGGGUUGGUAUGGCAGGGAGGCAACGGAUGGGACGACCUGGUGCGGGAGCAGGUAGAGGAGUCUACCAUCAGGCAGAGGCUGGGGGGGCGACGGGACUCUGCCACCCAGAUAUGCAGCAUAUCGCCGCCCACGGAGCUGCAGGAAGCCUCGCCUCCACCAAGCGGCCAGACGAGGAGGCGACGCAGCUCCUUGGCCCAGCUGACGGACAUCCUGAGGGAGUGGGGAGGCAGCACGAAGAAGCAGCAGAAGCAGCUGUGCCGCAGGGAGACCUUGGCGGACCUGGCCAGGUCACUUCCCUGGGGAAGGCAGAGCGCCACGGAGUCGGGCCCUACACCUAGUAUCACUACUCACAGAAAAAGGCGCGAAUCUAGCGCUGACUCCGGCAUCAGAAGCAUGGGUUCCAAGUCUCGAAGGGACUCCCACCACACGGCCAUCUCAGACUUCAAAACGGAAGUAGCGAAACUGUGGCAGCGUCGCGAGAGCAUCACCACCAACACAGUGGUCACUGCCAGCACCAUGCCUCGCAGAGACAGCGGCGAGUCAAGCAGAAGCGGCAGGCGAGACUCAACCACCCAUUCCCACCACACCUCCCGAAGGGGGUCGGGGGAGAGCGGAAAGAGCGGCCGGCGGGACUCCACCACGGCUAUAACGCCACCUCCACCCAAAAUAGUAGCGGCUAAGAAGAAGAGACGGGAUUCCCGUACCAUCACAGACACUCCUUACUACAGACAGGAGCAAAGACCCUCUACUUCCUCCACGGCUUCUGACUCGGCACCCGCGCAGUACCUUAGUACGGCUCCGGUGACAAGCAGUACUUCGGAUACUAGCACCCAAGCUCUUCCACCUCCUACAAUCAUAACUUCCAGCGUGACGCCACCUGCCACCUCACCAACCGUACCUACAACCACUGCGACAACUCCAACACACCCGCUGCUGUCUACUAGAAGAGACUCGACGACGCAGUGCGGGCGACUUGGAAGGAGAGACUCCAGAAGUCACGCCAGUCCAGAGCGCAGCAAGCAUUCUCGACUACAACGUCAAAACACCGCGUACGAUGAAAGUUGUCUACCUCCUGGGGGUUGGAGUAGAAGAGGUUCACAACCAACAGCCCUAAGCCCAGACGUAGACGACACUGGUCGCAAAGCCAGACGAGAUUCUUUGAGCCCCGACUCAGCCUCUAGAAGCAGAAGAGACUCCAGGUCUCACCUCAGUCCAGACCGAUCUGGAGAACGAGACAUUAGCCCCGUACGACGCAGCAGAAGAGGCACUUUAAGGAGACAAUCGACCAGCGUAGCCGGUGGACGUCAUGGCCACAGGUCACCAGAUUCAUCCAGCUGCUCCAGCAGAGACCCGAGCCCCUGCAAUCGCCCCGGGCCUCCUCCAACUACCGAGAAUUACAGACCUGCCAUCCGCAGACAGUCCACUACCGAGGAGAUUCUGAUCGCGAGGGGCUUCCGAAGACAAUCAACAACCGAAGAGAUGAUCAGGUGUAGAAACUUCCGAAGGCAAAGCUCCCAAAGCGACGACUGUCAGAGGUACCGCGGGAGGAGGGACUCCAGCGCUCAGAUCCUCGAUGGUACCAUAGCCUCUAUGACCGUGGAAACAUCUAGUACGUUUUUUGAUUCUAGCACGCAAACAGAACCCUCGCCGUUGUACGACAAUAACCACUACCACGAGGAAUGCCUCCGCUGCAAUUCAUGCGGUCUCAAUCUGACUGGGCCCAACCAGAAGCGCGCCAGGCGCUUCAAGAACCAGAUUCUUUGCGACCUCCACUUCGCUGACGUUGCUCUCAUGGAGUGCUCGGAUUUCAUGCAGCAGCUGCGGUCCUUCAAGCCACAGUCCCUCGGAUGCGCCGUAGCCAGAAGGAAGUCGUCGACAACGCUUAUUUUUCCGCUACCGCCUCAGGCCUGCUCGGAUGAGUUCUGCGAAGAAUUCCCCCACAAUUUCAUUCCUACACCUGGAUACUGGAUAGAAUGUUCGCGACAGAAGAUCACCUCCGAUACCAUCUGGGAUGAAAGCGAAUCCGAGCACGAGAAUGAAAUACAGGAAGGCGAGGAAGAGGAAGAUAAUACGGACGGAAUGGAGCACGAGAACGGUUUCAGCAGACGGAGGGAUCGAAGCUGUAACGACUUGUACGAAGACGACGAAGACGACUCUUCGUCGCCAAAGAAGAAGACGGCUAUUGAGGAGCAGUGGGAGAAAAACCAAGGCUUCGAACUGACAAGUGUGGAACAAGAGACCUACGAGAAAUACUUCUACGGUACCGAGCAUUGGAAUUACUUUACGAACGAUGAAGACCUAGGUCCUGUUAUAUUGUCUAUUAAGCAAGAAACCCUCAACUCUAGAGAUCAAUUUAGAAUAUUGGUGAGAGCUAUUAGUUACACCGUUCACGGUUUAAUCCCGGCAAGUUGUGUUUUCGCAGAUCGAUAUAAUCGCGAGGAGGUGGUGAGAUCCUUAGGAAAAGAAGUCAACAUUAACCCGCCCUUAACACUCGGACAACUUCCUGAUACACCUGAGGAACUUCUCAAACUGGAUCAGGUGUUCAUAAAAUCGGAGCUGAAAGUUGGCGUCAUCUACGUCAAAGAAGGACAGUACACGGAAGAGGAGAUCUUAGACAAUAACGACAAUUCUUUUAUGUUUGAAGAAUUCCUGCAAAUACUAGGGGAAAAGGUCCGAUUGAAAGGUUUCGAUAAGUACAAAGGUGGAUUGGAUACAGUGCACGAUCUCACUGGCUUAUACUCCGUCUAUACAAACUGGAGGAAUAUAGAGAUAAUGUUCCACGUCAGUACACUGUUACCAUACGAACGGCACGAUCCACAGAAGUUGCAGAGGAAGAGGCACAUAGGCAACGAUAUAGUAUGCGUGGUCUUCCUUGAAGCAGACAACACUUCGUUCUCACCAGCCUGUAUAAAGAGCCAUUUUCUUCACACUUUCAUACUAGUGAGGACCUCUCCUAGGAUCAAGAGGAAGCCCACGCGUUACGAGGUGUCGGUGGUCACUAGGGACGAGGUAGGUGCCUACAAACCUUACCUGUGGGAGCAGAGCGUCUUCGACAAAGGUCCGAUGUUUCGGGAGUGGCUACUGACGAAAAUAGUGAACGGCGAGAGAGCCAGCUAUUCGGCACCGAAAUUCGCCAGGAUGCAGGAAAGGACCAGAUCGCAGAUGCUGGAGGACAUCGUCGCCAAUCUACAGAACCACGCGGAAACCGGCCAGAUACCCAAACCCUACAGAAGAGGCUCCUGGAGGCCCAUCGGCCACAUGAGACCAUCCUCGCCGCUGCUGGACAGCGUGCGCGACCAAUUCGAAGACUACGACCAAAUAGCGAAAGACUUCACCAGGAUGUUCCUGAACACCGAGGCGAACACGCUGGCCAACGCCCAGCUCUUCGACGUCGCCUUCCUCGUCGGCCAGUCCAAGCAGAAGGUGAAGCUGGUCGGCGUCAGGGCCAUCCUGGGGGUCCGCAGCAGGGUGUUCCAGGAGAUGCUGUACGGCAUCCAAACUGGUUUCGGCUCACCACAAGUACCGGUUGCGGAGCUGUUAGCGAGGCCGGUCCCGACGCUACUCAGCCCCCAGCAGGCGCGACCGAAGAGCAGCAACUUCCUGCAGGUGCCCGACAUCGAGUCGCCCAGACCCAAGAGCGUGCCCAGCUCGCCCAUGGUGAAGAGGGCGUUCACCAGGCUGGGGACGAUCACCGCCGGGUGGGGCAGGUCCAUCAGGAAGCACAACACCCAGCAGUUGUCGGCCGACGACAAGAAGAAGUGGGCUAGCAGCCAGGACUGUUCUAACAAAGAAGGGAAGGACAAGGAGGGCAAAGACAAACCCUCGCUCUCCCAACUGCCGGUACCGAGACUCAGCGUUUGCGCAGAUGCUCAAAAAGUAGACAGGGCGAAGCUGGCCCAGACUGAAUUUUCUAUUAUUGAAUUCGAUCCCGAAACAUUUCGAAUAUUGUUGGACUAUCUUCAUACAGGGUCUUGUCCGUUAACGUGUUCAACAAUACCCGGAUUGAUCUGUGCAGCUGAGCAUUAUGACCUGCCCGAACUGCUACAGGCAUGCUUCCAUCACGCCAAGCAGUUCUUGAGGAUAGACGUGGUGUGCUGCAUGCUGUGUUCUCUGGAGAACUACUACUGGAGGUACACCUCUGCUUCGGAACUUGUAAAUAUGAUCUUGGCUUUUGUGGAAACAAGAGCGUAUGCCUUAUUUCAAACUAGCGAAUUCCUAAAUUUGAGCGAAUCCAUGGUGCAAAUGAUAAUGUGCAGGAAUCUCGAGGUGCCCGAAGUACGAAAAUUCGAGGCGAUGCUGGCUUGGGCUAGGCACAAAAUUCGGACGAAAACUUCUAGUAAAUUGGACGCUAAAUUAGAAUUCAAAUGCAUCAUGGAACGUUUAGCUAGGGAUCUAAAGUUGUACAGAAUAUCGCCGCAGGAACUCAUUAAGGUUGUGCUGCCCUCGAAAGCUAUUAAGAACGAGAGGAUAUUAGAGACCCUAAUGUUCCAAGCCAACUCUGGCAUGUACAGAAUCCAAGAUUCCUACAUCAAGGAAUGCACCCAAAGACUGCAAAAACAGGAUUCCCGGUUUUCAGAAUGGGAGUCUUUCGACUACAGCAAUUAGAGACUUUUGUGAAAGAAAGUAGUAUAGGAGACAAUCAUUACGCUACAAGGACUUUUAAGAGUACGUUAAUAUGCCGCGGUGAUCUAGAGCGGAAGAUCCGUCAAACCGAAACACGUCUUCCACGUCAAAUAAACAAUAUUUUAUAACUGUUAAUAAGAAAUAAUGUAUAAAAUCAAUAUAAAAACGUCUCCAAACAAAUCCACCACAUAAUCUUAGUACACAUGCUGUAAAAGCUACAUUUUUUCAUAAAAUUACUCAAACACCUUUAAUUUAAGACAAAAUUAGAAGGCAGUCUAUAAUUUUAUAAGUAUUUGAUGUUCUGAAUCCAAUUCCAGCACCAGAAUUGCUCCAUUAAGUCAGGUUUACAAGAGAUUCUAACCUAAAAGUGUCAACAACGCUGGUUUUCGCUAUAUUUGAGGUUAUGUUACACCACGUGGUAAAUCGUUAGAAUCAAAUUGAAUAAUAAAUAAUUUCUCGAGAGGAAAGAAGAGAUUCUAACGAUUCAAAUUAAUUUUGAAAGAAAGACAGUACUUUUAACCUCAAAUAUAGCGUAAUACCGUAUUUUCGCACUUUUAGGUUAGGAUAUAUCUAAAACCUGAUGCGAUCGAGCAAUUUUGAAAUAGGAUUCGCGUCAAGAAACUCUGGAAAAAACUGUGUUUUACUUCAAACCUUCGCUCUUAGAAAUAGUUUUAGAGAAAAUUCUUACGCUUGUUUUGUUUGUCAGAGAAGCCAGUCCUAAAAGUUUGUCACACAAAUGUCUUUGCCUCAUGGCAACGGUUUUACCAUAAAAUACCAAUUUAUUUACCAUAGAAGUGGUGAUAAAUGAAAAAUACUAAACACAAAUUCUUAAUUUAUACCUAAACCUCAUUCACAACCGAAUAUUUCUUCUACUAAUGCCACAGAACGGAUUUUCUGAUACUUGUUUCGGUUUGACUGGUCCUGCGUGGCAGAUGUACGACCGUUGAAAAUUUGAUAUUAUAUUUAUUAACUAACCAUGUCAUCUGGGAACAAAGUGAUCGAUGUUUUAUUGUUGUUAAAGAUUAAAGUGUGUGGUUGCAGGACAAUCUCUCUAAAAUUACGUGUUUUGCCUUGAGUGUAUUUUUUCUAAACGCUUUUAGGUACUUACUUUCCGUAUCCCGUUUAACAUCAGUACUUAAACUACGCGUCAGUUCAUUGUAAAGGGUACGCUAUGAGGACGAGUGCAUUUUAAAGAAAAAUGAUAAUAAUAAGCUUCCAACUAUUCCUCGAGUAACCCCACGUCGCUGUCAUUAUCCUUAUUAUUACAUUUGCUGACGUGGACCCACGAAACCAGUUCUAUGGUAUAUAAUUUUUUGUUCCGUAAUCGACAUAACCUUAAAACAUUGAGAAAAUAAUAAGUACAAUUAAAAGAAAUUCGUAUGGAUCAUAAACAAGUAAAAAAAUGAAUGCAACACCAGGAAAAACACAUUUUUUUUCCUUAGUUUUAUUUUUUAUAAGAAAUGUGUAUUGAAUUAUUUUACGGAUUUUGAGGUGUUGUUUUUAGACCAGCCUUUUUGAAUUAAUGGAAUAUAUGAAACAGAAAUAAAAACCAUAAAUUAAAUACGCCAAAUAAUGAAAUUCUUAAUAUUGAUACGAUAUUUUUUUGGGAUUCUUGCGAACGACCAUUUUGAGACGCGAUCCCGCCCCUAAGCUCAUUUUGAAUCAUUUUCUUUUAAAAUCUCAACAGCAAAUAAAUUCAGUUGUCGAACUGAAGAUCAAGGUGGGCAUAGUUAAUAAUUAUUAGUAAUAAAAAAAUUCCUCUCGUACCGUACCCUAACCCAAACGCUGUCUAGUCUAAUAAUUAUGCUUUUUUGAAAUUAAACCUUUUAUCAGAAUGGGUUAAGCAAGGAGCAAUUGAUUUUUUUAGCCAUUAAAAAAAUUAUCAAGCUACACUGAAAAAAGUGUUCACAAUUGCUUAAGCUACCUACAAAUUUAUCAGUAAUUUCAAUGAUGGGCAAAUUUGCAAACAUGUUUCUGUUAUGAUAUGAUAAAAGACGCUAUUAAUAUAAGCCUAGUGAACAUUUUCUCUUUCUCUCUAACAUUUUUUUCUUUUGUAGUAGCUCCAAAGGAAAAGUUAAGCCUUUAAAAGACCCAUCAACUACACUAAUGCAAAAAAUUAAAGUGUCAAAAGAAUUUCCGAAAAGUUUCCAUGAUUUU